CAAAAUUCAAAAUAGUGUUAAAUUAAACUUGUUAUUUAUAUUUAUUAAAGCUGGUACAAACAGCCAUUCCAAAAAUAUUUUGUUACAAAUUUGUUCAUUAUUAUGAUAUUUAUGCGAAAGAAUCUUCAACAACAAUUUCAAAAUGAUACUAAAAACUUGACAGAUAGUGCAGGGAAAAGUAUGGCAAUUUCCAAGCUAUAAUUGAAUAGCGAGCCUAAGAUGAGUCUUUCAUCGAUGAUAAUGUAGAGUUAAAAUAGUAUAAAUGAAAAUACUUGUUUUGAUCAACAAAACUUGCACUACGAUACUUAGAGUAAAAUAAAUUACAUAAGUGAUGGAACUGACUAUAAUCGAUAGGUCCCCAAUUUUAUUAAUAGUGAAUAAAAGAGAAACUAUGAAAGGAAUUAAGAGUUAGAAGAAAACAUUCAUCGAUAGGCAAACUAGACAAGGUAUUAGAGUUUAUUUAAGAGAUUUUUGUAAAGAGAAAGAUUCGAUACAACUUUGAGCCAAUCAAUAUAAAACAGUGUCUUUAAGAGCUAAUAAAAAGAUGCUGAGAUGAAUAGGAUAAAAGAGUUUCUGAUUGCUUCAGCACAGCAAGAUUAACAAGAAAGCAAUUAAACUACACUUACUAACUAGAAUAACCUUUAGAAUAACAUGACUUUAGAUGAAAAAAUUAUUAAAAUUUCAGAAAAAAUAGAAAAAGAGUUUGAAAAAGAUUUGUAAACUAUAUAAAAAUCAUCGCAAUAAUUACUUUAAUAGUAGAUAAAUACUUCUUCUUCAGCUAGUCCUUCUGUCUAUGCAAGAUCUUAAAAAAAUACAAACAGGAGAUAUUAAUUGGAAUACAAUAGUUAAAUGCAUUCAUCAAAGCAGUCACCAAAGAACACAAAUUACAGUUAAUUCGAAUCAAAUGAAUACCCAGUGCAUUCGAAUAUAACAAGAUAAAGCAUAAACUACUAGAAUGAAGCUAUUUCUACAGCAACUGCUGCUGCAACUGUUGAUGAUGAUAAUAAAUACUAUUCAAGCAUAGUGAAAUCUGAUAAUGAAACUUCACAGAUUAACAUUCAAAAAUUAUAAAAAGAAAACGAAAAGUAAAUUUAAUAGUUAAAAACAUCUAAAGAUGAAGAUAGAAUUUUUAACGAAAUCCUUGGAAGGAACAGCUAAUAUUUUGCAGAAUAUGAAUAAAAUAAGGUCAAUAAAAUCAAAUAAAUUAACUAAUCCCAUGACAGAAGUCUAUAAGAAGACACUAACUUUUUAAAUAAAAACACAACAAACUUAGAAUUCUCAAUUACUAAGAACAACGAAACAGAUUUCCUAACUAAAAGAAAUAGUCGUCCAAAUUCUAAUAGACUUUUGUAAAGGAGCGAUUUGUAGGUUUUCGCAGAAAUAUUGGAAAAUAGCUAUGCAAAUUAAAACAAGGUAGGUAUUGUAAAUUCCACAUCAGUAUCUAACACAAAUACACACGUGAAUUGUAAAGAUUCGAUUGGAUAAACUACUACACUUACUAACAAUCAUAUUCCAAGCAAUUUUUAGCUCGAAAAAUGUACAGGAAGAAGUUCUCCUGAACACUCACUCUGCAAAAGAAAAAACAGUAGAUCAAGUAAGAAUUCUUAAUUUUAAACAAGGGAAAACACAAACUGUAUGGUGUCUCGCUAGCUCUCUCCUGAAAACUAUUAAAUAGAGUAAUAUAAAGGUAGCCAUAGCAACUCCUAAAUGUCUUCUUAGUAAGAAGAGAGCAAUAUGAGCUAUGCAAAUAUUUCAAAAAACGAAGUUAACUGCCUCAAAUAAAUACUCAUGCAUGAUCUCAAUUAUAAUAAUAUCAAUGGUUCUUCUAUAAAUUAGUAUGACAAUAAAAGACCUCAACAAAAUAAGGACUAUAACUAAACUGAUAAUGUUUCAGACGUCUCUUCAGUUGAGUAGGCUAAUUAAAGAGCUUUUGAUGGUUAUCACGAUAGUAGUGAUAACAAUGGUAUUUAGAUAAAUCAAACUAUUUAAGAGGUAAAAUAGGAAGAGGAGGAAGAUACUAUUGGCAAUUUAGAGAAAGAAGAAUCGUUACAAAUAUAAAAAAAUGGAAAUUAUAGCUUUUAUUAAAAUAAUAUUAUACAGCCUAGCUUUAGGAUAUCAGAUUCAAGCAACAAAAAAAGUGUUAUUACUCCUCUAAAAUAGCAAACGAAAAGCCUAAGCUACUACUAAAAAGGAGAGAGCUCUGACCAAGAAUAUGAUUAUGAAUAGAUUAAGGUAGACAAUAAGGAUUCAAGAAAAAUUCAUAAUAGUGACUUGUAGGAUUCAAGCAGAGAAACCAGGUUGAAAAAGAUUUAAAAUACAGACUAUGAGUCGUCAUGCAACGAUAUUUCUGCUUUAAGUUAAUUGCCAAAGACACAACAAAGUAACAAAAGUCAUUCCCAUAAAAAAAUAAAUAGUAAUCAGAAGAGAGAGAAGCCGUUUCUGACACUAGAGGAUGAAGAUGAUGAAAAUUAAAAUGAUAAGUAGGAGAGCAAAAACUAGUUGUAUAAUUAAAGAUAAACAAAAAGUUUCAGUUAAGAUAAUAAAGAAAACAUCAAUAGUUUUUAAGAGAAAAACUCUAAUUAGAGAAUAAAAGAAAAUGCAAGGCAAUUGAGUAUAGAAAAGAAUUUUAAGGGUGAGUAAAAUGAUGAAAGUUAAUCCCAAUGUGUCAACUAAAAUAAUAAUUUAAAUAAUAGCAAUUAUGAAGUUACAAACUAAAAUAACUUCUAAGAUUAAAAUUAAGAAUACUAGAAAUAUUGUUAUUAUUAAAGUUAACUUGAAAAUGAUUAGUUUUAUUACCCAUGCAGUCACUAAAGAUCUAAUUAAUGUUACUAAUUUAAUUUCAAUUAAAAAUCCACAAAUUUACUCAGCUUAUAAGAUUAAAAUAACUAAGAUCAAGAAAAUUUAAUCAGCUAAAAUAAUUAACCUGCUUAAUUGUAAAAAGAAAAUAGUUAGAUCAAUUUCCACCACCAUACUAGAAAUAAAUCUGACUUAAAUUCACAUUACACAUAAACUAAAAGCAACUAUCAAAAAAAGAGAGACUAUCCUUCAGUAAGGCUAAGUUGGAACAACAUAAGCACUUAAAAAGAAAGAUAAAAUGAAGGUAAUUUAAGUUAAGAUUUUUAUUGCUACAAUGAUAUAGUGACUGAAAAUAAGUAAGACCAAAAAGAGCACAUUUAAAAUAUCUUAAAAGAAAAAAUGUAAAACAGAUUAGAUUACUACCAGAAUGGUAACUUGUAAAAAUUGAUAAUCGAAAAAGAGAAGCUUGCCCUUAAUCUAAUAGAAUAAAAUAAUUUAAGAGAAGCUAUUCGUAUUCUAGACAGCUUUUUGAAAGAAAAUAGUGAUGAUAUUCCAACCUAUGAUCCCCACAAAGUAUAUAUGUAUUAUCUCCUCAUAGAAUGUCUCUACAAUUCUUAAAGGCUAAUAGAUUUGCAGAGAGUGUGCUCACUGUUCUACAAUUAAUACACAAAUUUUAAAUUUGAAGACUCAAAAAUUUUAACAUACUGCUUCAAGAUAUUUAAUUAUUACGCUUCUUCUAUUUUAGAAGAGGAGAGUCAAUAGGAAAAAUGUAUAGUCAUUUUAUAAAAACUCCUUGAUCUGACAAGAACACAUAAAAAUGGAUUGCUUGAUGUAGAAUCUAAAAAGCAGCAAAUUCAGUCACAAGAAGAAAUAGAAAUAGUCAUGAAGCUAGUUUAAUGCUUUAUGAAAAUAAAAGACUAUAAAUAGGCCAUAAAAUAUCUUAAUGAAAUCAUUCCAAUCCUCAAAAAUCAUUAAAAUACAAAGAUACUUCUUGCAUUCAAAAGAAAAGCAUAGUGCUUUACCCUACUCCAUUAGGAGUCUGAAGCUGAAAAAUAACUUGACGAGGCUUUAAAAUAUUCAGAAUUACAAUUUAAAAUUCAUAGAAAAGAAGACUUUGUUACGCUAUCUGAAAUCUAUGAAGAAUCAGCCAAAAUAAAAUCCAAAUAGAACAAUUUUGUAGAAUCAGUUGAGAAGCUUCAGCAUGCAAUAAAAAUUCUAAAAAAUUUGGAUGAUUACAAAUACUAAGAAAGGAUUGCAUUGCUUCUAGCGGAAUAAGGAAAGUUCCUUGUUAAAAUAGAAGAAUAUUAAGCAGCAUCUUCUAAUUUUUUAGAUGCGUAUAACAUAAUCAUUUAGCUUAAAGGCAAGUAUUGCUAAUAAGCCACUGAUUGUUUGCUAUCUAUUGCAAAGAUUUACUAUAAACAAAAAAAACUAAAUUCAAGUGUAGAAAUAUAUGAAGCAGUCUUGCAGAUGUAUUAAAAAAUGAGUGUAAAAAUUUAUGAUAUAAAGCACUUGAAGAUAAUCUUAAUCAUAUUGGAGCUGUGCUUAGAAGCAUAAAUAAAUGAAAAAUAUGAAUUAUAUGAAAAUAAAUUAAAAGAAAUUAUAAAUGAAUACAAAAAUAAAGAAAGUUGCUUCAUUAUUGCAAACGAAGUAGGUAAUUUGCUAAGAAAAUUCAAAUUAAUUGAUGGUUCGAUCUAUUACUAUUAAAAAGCUCUAUAAGAAAUAUAUCCAGAACUAAAAUUACAAGAUAGUACUAAGAAUUAGCUUAUUUUAGUAAUGUGUAAUCUUGCUAGUUCGCUCAGUGUAUCCUAGAAAUUCGUGCAAUCUCUUUAAAUGUACGAAUAGGCAUUACAAGAAUGCAUUAGAUUUCAUGGAAAGGAAAGUCAUCAAACAAAAUAAAUUAUUGAAAGCAUACAAAAUCUUCGUUCUAUUAUACAAAAAAUAUCCUAAAAAUGA
This is a messenger RNA of Tetrahymena thermophila SB210, 4749 nucleotides long. RefSeq lists its product as hypothetical. Gene Ontology annotation, molecular function: protein binding. The transcript is spliced from 7 exons. The record is from RefSeq and is a predicted model, not a curated record. NCBI's taxonomy places the organism in Eukaryota, Ciliophora, Oligohymenophorea, Hymenostomatida, Tetrahymenidae.